UAACGUUAGCUCGCCAAUCUGUCUGACGAGCAAUGGAAUCUCCGGUCUGGCUGGAAGUCAGUCCAAGACAGCGAGCUAGCUAGCUAGCGUUAACGAUUAGCUACUUUGCUUGCAUCAGUCCGGCAGUUUAAAAUCCUAGAGCCGGUAUUUGAUUUUCGAUCAAAGAAAGUUUUGCGAUUUAGCUAAGGGGCAGUGUCGAGUGCCCACAACUUGUAGCAGCAAGCCAGCUACGUGUAUUGGAACACACUUUCAAGAAUUAGCUUGCUAGCUGUUUAGCUGCCUAGCUUGUUAGCUAACUAAGUUAGCGGUGUGUUGGAAAAAAAGCACAGCGGACGCAAAGGAGGCAGGGGUGAUAGCUACAAUUCCAACAAAGCCAGCCUGGUGUUUCGGCCUGCAGGGAGAUUCUUUCGGGAAAAGAUCCAAUGAUAGAGGCAGUCAGUUUCAGAUGCAUGGGAUGGCUUUGUCAAUCAUGAAGAGAACCACUCAGCAGGUGGGACCUACAGUAGUUGAGUAGGUGUAGGACGUGUCAUGUGACCUGGACUCUGCUGUGUGUCUCUAUCCUGCGUCUGACGAUGAGUGAGGAGGUCCAGGCCACAGUGGAGUUCUCUGUGGAGCUCCUCAAGUUCUAUAAUGUGGAUCUUUUCCAGAGAGGGUUUUAUCAGAUCCGAGCCCGCAUGAAAGUGCCACCGCGGGUCCCUCACAAGCUGGAGGCCAGCUUGCUACGCUCCUCAGUUUCAGGCUGUGAUCUUGCCCUCCCUGCUGUGGUCCAUGAUGAUGUCAUCCACAGCAAAACCUUUCAGAUCCUUUAUAAGAAUGAGGAGGUUGUUCUCAAUGAUGUCCUGAUUUUCAAAGUGAAGAUGCUGCUGGAUGAAAACAAGGUUGAAGAAUCACUUAAUGAAAUGGACUUCCAGUUGUGUUUAGACCUGCACUUUACUGAUGGGGAUUACUCCCCGGAGGACCUGAGCUCCCUGCAUCUGAUCAGCAGCCGCACGCUCCGACUGCACUUCAGCCCCCCUUGCGGCGUCCACCAGCACCUCAACGUCAUGUUCGAUUAUUUCCACCUGUCCGCCGUCUCUGUUACAGUCCACGGCUCCUUGGUGGCUCUACACCAGCCCCUGAUCAGUUUCCCACGGCCUCUGAAGGGUACCUGGCUGAACCGGAGUGCACCAGCGCAGAGCAGAGACUCACUCAUUCCUGACCUGGAGAGCGUGGUGUUUGGCAGCGGCUACCUUAGGGAGGUCUCUCCAGAGGGCAAUACGUUUGUGGUGUCAGACCACUGUCUGCAGCACGCCUACAGCCUACAUCGGCGCCUGUGUGCCACUCUGCUGCAGGCCUACCAGGGCCUGUUUGGCUAUUUCACCACAGUGACCAAGGACCUGCCUUCCUCACACCGCAUGGAGCUAGCCAAGUCCAGCAUGCAGGUGUUGUAUGAGCGAGUUCUCCGAAAACCCUAUCCCCAAGACCAGCGGUAUGCCUACAUAGAGGAACAUGAUGUUGAGACCCGUCUUUCCGAGCUGUGUGAUCAAGUAAAGAAAGCGCAGCGGCCGGACGAGCUGGCGGAGCUGGUGAACAUGAACCUGGCGCAGCUCUGCUCUCUGCUCAUGGCCCUGUGGGGGAACUUCCUAGAGGUGGUGUCCCUGCAGGAGGAUGUCAUUGUCCUGUUGGCCCUGGAUCACCACACUCUCAGGGUCCGAAGAUUUGCAGAAGCAUUUUUCUGUCUAGAGCACCCAAGGCAAUCUGCUCUGGCAUAUCAAGAGCUGCACGCUCAGAGCCACCUUCAGAUGACCACAGCCAUCAAAAGCUCUGCCUACUUCUUGUCCCUCCCCCCGCUCCCUGUGGAGUGUGCCGACCUGGACGGGGACAUCACCUCUCUGCCAAUCAUCUUUGAGGACCGAUACCUGGAGUCUGUUGUAGAGGAUCGCGAUGGGCCGUGGCAGGGCGCGUCCAGCAGUGAGCCCCGCCUGCAGGCAGCGCCCUCUGGGGGCAGCGAGUCCACCGGGACGAGAAAGAAGGCGGAGACGGAGCACUUGAAGAAGCCCGUGGGCUUGACCUCUGAGGUCCUUACAGCCUCCCAGCCUCAAAAGAAGGGUGCACAGCAACAAGACACUUCGCUAACGGCCUCCCAGAGUCACUCAAGGACCCGCAUCAAGGCAGACAACACAAGUCUCAAUCCUGUCUCUACCACCAACACUAGCGGCCGAAAAGAAGGCCACACCUCUAACGCUUUGGGCGUGGAAGCGGGAAACAAGCUUCAGGCAGGUACUGGAGCCACAGAAAUGCACCAGGGAGAAAAGCCAGAACCUCUGAGCAAAGAGAUGCCCCAGGCAACCAGUGGGCUUAGAACAAUCCAGGUCAAACCAAAUAGCCAGGACCCCUACCGGGGUGAGAAGGUCACUGUCACCCUAAGUCACCAAGACUCAAGUAUGGCGAACAUGUCCGGGCCCCUGCCCGGUGAGGGGUUGGGGGUCACCCCAUUGCACCAGUCAUUGGGCAGAAGAGCCUCUACAGAGGGUCUCUGUAAGGACGGCCCCUGCAGCACCAAUGCCCAGUCCCCCUUCCCGGCCUUAAACCUCCUGCCCUCUGUACAAGGGGCCAAGGGCAGUAAAUCGAGCGUUCCAGGGGACCAGGUUGGGGUAGAGUCUGCCACGGGCCCUGCCCCCGCCGAAACCAGCUGCUUACCCAAGGGAGCUGAGGCCAGCUCUGCUUCCACUGAGGCUCUGGCUUUAGCAGCCACCCCUGUAGGGUGCCCUGACCUCCCAGCAUUUGAGAGCGCUGCUGAGCCCAGCCACGCUCCUGGACCAUCGCCUAAUGACCUAAGCGCCUCUGCUGAUAGCAGCAGCGACAGCGUGAGGCGGGGCCUGGUGGAGAACUAUUUCUGCUCACGCUCCAGCACUGAUGUCUCCGAGAUCAGCCCAGUGGAGGUAGCUGACAUCACCCUGGCCGUCCAGCAGGUGGCAGCAGAGGACGAGGAGUCAGAGCACGAGAUGAUUGAAAAUGGCUAUCAUGAGGAAGGGGGUGGGGCGUACAUGAAUGGGGUGGGAGGAGUGCAGGAAGGGGACAUUUGGGGUCAGAAGCUCAGUCUGGAGCAGUUCUGUGAGGGGGGGGCCCUGCUGGAAGCCCGUGCUGCACACCACCCCUCCCUAUACUCCAGCAGGGGCUGUUUGCAAGGCAGACGCCCGCCUCUGGCCCCAUCCACCUCCAUGUGCUGGUUCGAGAGUAUCCCCAAGAAACAAAGGAAUGCCUUUGUCCAGGCCAAAGAGGGCUUGAAGGGGCUGAAGCUGCCUGGAUUCCUGUACAGCGAAGUUGCACAGCUAGCUUCCAGCAUCCCCUACUUCAUCGGAGAUCUGGACCAAAACUCCGGAGACGACAUCCAUCUCAUCGUGUGUGUCCACGGUCUGGAUGGUAACAGUGCUGAUCUGAGGCUAGUGAAGACCUAUUUGGAGCUGGGCUUACCUGGAGCUCGCAUGGACUUCCUCAUGUCUGAGCGCAACCAGAACGACACGUUCGCUGAUUUUGAAUCCAUGACAGACCGUCUGUUAGACGAGAUUGUGCAGCACAUCCGGCUCUACCACCUCAACGUCUCCAGAAUCAGCUUUGUGGGUCACUCCCUAGGCAACCUGAUUGUGCGCUCAGUACUGAGCAGGCCUGGGUUCAAGUGCUACCUGAGCAAGCUGCAUACCUUCCUGUCCCUGUCAGGGCCACACCUGGGCACUCUGUACAACAGCUCCACCCUGGUCAACACAGGACUGUGGUUCAUGCAGAAGUGGAAGAAGUCUGGCUCUCUGCUGCAGCUGACGUGUCGUGACCAGCCCGACCCUCGCCGGACUUUUCUGUACAGGCUGAGCCAGAAAGCAGGUCUCCAUUAUUUUAAGAACGUAGUGCUGGUGAGCUCCCUGCAGGACCGCUAUGUGCCCUAUCACUCGGCACGAAUUGAGAUGUGCAAACCAGCCCUGAAGGACAGGCAGUCAGGUCCGGUGUACACAGAGAUGAUCCAGAACCUGCUUCUGCCAGUUCUGCAGAACAAAGACUGCAACCUGGUGCGCUAUGAUGUCAUCCAUGCUUUGCCCAACACUACCAACUCCCUCAUUGGCCGGGCUGCCCACAUCGCUGUCCUGGACUCGGAGAUCUUCCUGGAGAAGUUCUUUCUCGUAGCAGGCCUUAAAUACUUUCAGUAGCUGGACCCCACCCUAGGAUGUGGGCAUUACCUCAUGCAUCCGAACAGCAACAUGUCAAUAUCUGUCCAGUUCCUUUUUUAGAUUGGAAGAUAUUUAUACUUUUAUAUGGGAGGGAAAAGAAAAUACGUUUUUAUUAGGGUGUUUUGCAGAUGCGCAGUCUCAUUUUUAUUUUUCUACUGCCGUUUUUAGGGGGUAUUUUGACUGAUUUUUAUCAAUGCACAUUCAUGCCUGUAAGAUUGGUUUCCUUGUUUUACUCAGUGUAAAGAGAUUCAUUUCUCAUUUGUCACUGAGUAAAACAAAGUUAAUGCUGCUACAGAAAUGUAUAUUAUGAGCUGAUCAAGUCAGUUGCUCAUCUUGUCUUCAUCUCAACUUUUCUUAGUUUCUCUCAGAAUAAAAAUGUAUUUUUCUUUCAGUCCCAGCACUACAGUUUAUCAUACUUGUGGAGGAGAGGCUUCAUUCUCUUGAGCAGUUUUAUUUUCAGUUGCAAAAGCAAAUGCUUCCAUAUGUGUGGAAAUGAGGUUGUAUUUCAGAGCAGGAAUGGAUUUGGUUUUUGUUGUGAGGGUUGCAGGGUUAUACUCAACAAUAACCCAGCAGCUUUAUGUCAGUUCAUAAUGGCCCCAGGGGUCUAUUCUCAGAACACUAAUUAUAUGUCAGACAUCCCUUUGAAUUUUAAUUUUUUUUUAAAUUUUAUUCUAUUUUAUUUAUUUUUUCUUCUCAUUAUAUGGUUGAUG
Messenger RNA from Megalops cyprinoides (Indo-Pacific tarpon), 4906 nucleotides. RefSeq names its product family with sequence similarity 135 member A (gene fam135a). Lineage: Eukaryota; Metazoa; Chordata; Actinopteri; Elopiformes; Megalopidae. The record is from RefSeq and is a predicted model, not a curated record. The transcript has 22 exons. Bases 573 to 4175 code for a protein of 1200 amino acids.